This is a messenger RNA of Penicillium hordei, 3492 nucleotides long. RefSeq lists its product as uncharacterized. Gene Ontology annotation, biological process: intracellular calcium ion homeostasis; calcium ion transmembrane transport. The coding region runs from base 1 to 3492 and encodes 1163 amino acids. The record is from RefSeq and is a predicted model, not a curated record. Gene Ontology annotation, cellular component: membrane; intracellular membrane-bounded organelle. The transcript has 5 exons. Lineage: Eukaryota; Fungi; Ascomycota; Eurotiomycetes; Eurotiales; Aspergillaceae. Gene Ontology annotation, molecular function: ATP hydrolysis activity; P-type calcium transporter activity; ATP binding.
AUGAAUAGUAGCCAUUGCCCGUGUUCUUCCCACGCACCAGAUAAUGCAAGGAACAGCUCGGAUGCAGCAUUACCGAUAGUCUCUCAUGCUUUACAUCGGCCUUCGCAGUCGAUUGAUAACAAUGCGUUGCGUCCGAGCUCGCAAUCGAUCGCAUCUACUGAGGCCACGGUAGUCCGCUCCAAGACCCUGUCGGAUAUGUAUUCGGAUUACACCGUCAAAUUUGAUUAUGACCACGUGUCGCUUUCAGAAGCACUAGCACCGAAUCCUAGCGAUGAGGCCGAUUUCCAUGUUGACGAAAAUCGGUUCGCCUUCUCACCUGGACAGCUGAACAAAAUGCAAAAUCCCAAGUCCCUCGCAGCGUUCUUUGUCCUCGGUGGCUUGCAGGGGUUGGAAAAGGGUCUGCGAACGGACCUUAAUGCAGGUCUAUCUGUCGACGAGGGCCGACUGGAUGGCUUUGUAGAUCUUCAGCAGGUCACGCCACACCUGUACGACAAGUCACCCUAUAUCGCUAAAUCGCAACUGGAAGCCAAUCCGGCUCCAGCAGUAGCUGUAACAACCAACGAUCGUUCGAAAUUUGAGGACCGCAUCCGCACCUUUUCUGAGAACAAGAUACCGGCCCGAAGGUCAGCUGGGUUCUUGAAGCUGUUUUGGGUCGCCUACAACGAUAAGAUCAUUAUUUUGUUGACCAUUGCCGCUAUUAUUUCAUUGUCUUUAGGGAUAUAUGAAACGGUAGAUGGCGGCACAGGCGUGGAGUGGGUGGAAGGGGUGGCUAUCUGCGUGGCGAUUCUGAUUGUCACCGUCGUCACCGCUGCCAAUGACUGGCAAAAGGAGAAGCAGUUUGCCAAACUCAACAAGCGAAACGAUAACCGCGACGUUAAAGCCAUUCGCUCAGGCAAGUCGACAAUGAUAUCUGUUCACAAUAUCAUGGUGGGCGACGUGCUCCACAUAGAGCCCGGUGACUCUAUUCCCGCUGACGGGAUCUUGAUCUCGGGUCAUGGUGUGAAAUGCGACGAAUCAUCGGUCACCGGCGAGUCUGAUCACAUAAAAAAGACGAAUGGUCAUGAAGUUUGGCAGCAGAUUAUUGAAGGCCGUACAAACAAGAAGCUUGACCCGUUUAUAGUCUCCGGUAGUAAGGUCCUCGAAAGCGUUGGCACCUAUCUCGUGACCAGUGUUGGACCGUUUUCCACAUAUGGUCGACUUAUGCUGUCGCUGCAGACUUCUAACGAUCCAACACCACUCCAGGUAAAAUUGGGUCGUCUUGCAAAUUGGAUCGGGUAUCUAGGAUCAGCUGCAGCUAUCAUUCUCUUUCUUGUCUUGUUGUUCCAAUUCAUUGCCGAUCUUCCGAAUCAUCCUGAUCAGAGCUCUACUGUCAGGGGCCAGCACUUUGUGGAUAUCUUAAUUGUGGCUGUGACUGUUAUCGUUGUCGCUGUCCCUGAGGGCCUUCCUCUUGCAGUUACACUUGCUCUAGCAUUCGCUACGACUCGUAUGAUCAAAGAGAAUAACCUGGUUCGCGUUCUACGGGCCUGCGAAACAAUGGGAAACGCCACGGUAAUAUGCUCGGACAAAACAGGGACGUUAACACAAAACAAAAUGACAGCCGUCGCCGGCAUGUGGGGCUCAAAUUCAAGAUUUGGUAUACUACCAGACGGUGAAGCUACACCUAGGAAUAUCUCAGAGGUUUUCCAGCAAAUUACGGCACCGGUGCGAGAUCUUAUUGUUAAGAGCGUUGCCUUGAACUCUACCGCCUUUGAAGAAAGGAUGAGCAGCCAAAAAGAGUUCAUUGGGAGUAAGACUGAAGUCGCAAUGCUCCAGUUAGCCCAUGAUUAUUUGGGUAUGGAUCUUACUCUAGAGCGUGCAUCUGCCGAGACUGUCCAGCUUUUUCCAUUCGACUCGGCGCGGAAAUGCAUGGGUAUCGUUUACCGCCUCUCUAAUACAGAAUAUCGGCUCCUUGUUAAGGGUGCUUCCGAGCUGAUGAUCGGUGCGUCUUCUACGCAGAUUGCAGAUAUAGCUACUCCUGAGAAAGGGCUCCACACGGAAGUUCUCUCAGAGGACGACCGACGUCAAGUCCUUGAGACCAUUGACCAAUUCGCUAGGGGGUCUCUUCGAACGAUUGGAAUUGUAUACAAGGACUAUACCAGCUGGCCUCCGACAGGGGCUAGGAAGCUAGAAGAUGAUCCGUGUUCGGCUGAUUUUGACGAUGUCUUCCGGGACAUGACCUGGGUCGGGGUCGUGGGCAUUCAGGAUCCCCUUCGGCCCGAGGUUCCUCCAGCGAUUCGCAAAUGUUAUUCCGCAGGAGUCCAAGUCAAGAUGGUGACUGGGGACAAUCUUGCAACUGCUAUCGCGAUUGCGUCGUUAUGUGGUAUCAAGACUGAAGAUGGGUUAUGCAUGGAAGGCCACGAAUUUCGACGCUUAUCGGUUGAGGAAUUAGACCAGGUAAUUCCCCGCCUGCAGGUUCUAGCACGGUCUUCGCCAGAAGACAAGCGUAUUUUAGUAGAGCGGCUUAAGUAUCUUGGCGAAAUAGUCGCUGUAACGGGCGACGGCACAAAUGACGGGCCGGCUUUACGAACCGCGGACGUUGGAUUCUCUAUGGGUAUUGCCGGCACCGAGGUAGCUAAGGAGGCUAGCUCAAUCAUCCUUCUCGAUGAUAACUUCCGAUCUAUCGUUACGGCGAUCGCCUGGGGACGGACGGUGAACGACGCCGUUGCAAAGUUCCUUCAGUUCCAAAUCACGGUCAACAUCACGGCCGUCAUUCUGACAUUUGUGUCAUCCAUUUAUAGCGAUUCGAAUAAUCCCGUGCUGAAUGCCGUGCAGCUGCUCUGGGUGAACCUUAUAAUGGAUACUUUUGCUGCACUAGCCCUAGCUACCGACGGUCCAACACCUGAAAUUCUGGAUCGAAAACCCGUGCCUAAGAGUGCCUCACUCUUUACUAUGAAUAUGUGGAAGAUGAUCCUCGGACAAUCAUUGUACAAACUCACCGUGAUCUUUAUGCUCUACUUCGCUGGGGACCAACUUUUGAACCCACAACUUGACAGCAACGACCUAGGACUUCGAUCUAAACAGCUUUCCACAGUUAUCUUCAACACAUUUGUGUGGAUGCAAGUUUUCAAUGAGUUCAAUUGCCGCCGCCUCGACAACAAAUUCAAUGUCUUCGAGGGCAUGUUUCAGAAUUACUGGUUCCUGGGUAUCAAUGCCGUCAUUGUCGGUGGACAAAUAAUGAUAGUAUUCAUUGGUGGUCAAGCAUUUCGUGUGACCCGUCUCAAUGGGGUUUUAUGGGCUGUCUGCCUCAUCUGUGCGGUGGGCUGUAUGCCGUGGGCUAUGAUUCUACGCAUGAUCCCCGACCACCAUUUUGCUAUUGUUUUCAAUUCUAUGGUCGGCACUUUGUCUGUCAUCUUCCGGCCGUUUGUCAAGGUUUUCCGGGCCAUUAGUAGAGGUCUCAAAGCUUGCUUCCGACCUGUUACACGGUUUACCCUCCGAACUUUUGGUCAACGAUGA